CAGAAUGACUUAACCCACACAGCACUCGAGUCCCCUAAAAAAAAAGAACUCGAGUCGCAGUCGUCGUAGCUGCAAGUAGAGAAGGAGAGAGAGGGGAGAGAAUCUAGUGCUACCCCAAUGGCGCAAAUCAUCGACGGCAAGGCCAUCGCCGCCGAAAUCAGGCACGAGAUCGGCGCCGAGGUCGCCGCGCUCUCGUCCGCCCACAACAUCGUGCCGGGGCUGGCGGUGGUGAUCGUGGGGAGCAGGAAGGACUCGCAGACAUACGUGCAGAUGAAGCGCAAGGCCUGCGCCGAGGUCGGCAUCCGCUCCUUCGACGUCGACCUCCCCGAGGACAUCUCCGAGGCCGCGCUCGUCGCCGAGGUCCACCGCCUCAACGCCGACCCCGCCGUCCACGGAAUUCUUGUUCAGCUUCCAUUGCCCAAGCAUAUCAACGAAGAAAAUAUCUUGAACCAGAUCUCCAUUGAGAAAGAUGUCGACGGCUUUCAUCCUUUGAACAUUGGCAAGCUCGCAAUGAAAGGCAGAGAUCCACUGUUUGUACCUUGCACGCCAAAGGGAUGCAUGGAGCUCCUGUCACGAAGUGGCGUCACUGUAAAAGGAAAACACGCAGUUGUGGUUGGGCGUAGCAACAUUGUGGGUUUACCAGUAUCCCUUCUCCUUCUGAAAGCGGACGCAACCGUGUCGAUCGUGCAUUCACGGACCCCAAAUCCCGAAACAAUUGUCCGUCAAGCAGACAUUGUCAUUGCAGCAGCUGGCCAGGCCAUGAUGAUCAAGGGAGACUGGAUCAAACCAGGCGCGGCGGUCAUCGACGUCGGGACAAACUCCAUCGACGACCCAACCAGGAAGUCUGGGUACAGACUCGUUGGCGAUGUGGAUUUCUCGGAGGCGAGCAAGGUCGCGGGUCACCUGACUCCGGUCCCCGGAGGCGUCGGGCCGAUGACCGUGGCGAUGUUGCUGAAGAACACGGUGGACGGCGCCAAGAGGGGUAUAGUCAGCUGAUUUGCUGCGUGAUUUGGUAAUGUGGGGAUGAUGUUGUAACUGGGUGCCUAGACUAAAAUCGGUUCCCCAUUUUGUCAUGGCUUACGCUAUUUCGAGAUCAAUAAACGACGCUCAGUAGCUCACCA
Messenger RNA from Triticum aestivum (bread wheat), 1121 nucleotides. RefSeq names its product bifunctional protein FolD 2. Gene Ontology annotation, molecular function: methylenetetrahydrofolate dehydrogenase (NADP+) activity; methenyltetrahydrofolate cyclohydrolase activity. The transcript has 5 exons. Gene Ontology annotation, cellular component: cytosol. Bases 118 to 996 code for a protein of 292 amino acids. The record is from RefSeq and is a predicted model, not a curated record. Lineage: Eukaryota; Viridiplantae; Streptophyta; Magnoliopsida; Poales; Poaceae. Gene Ontology annotation, biological process: tetrahydrofolate interconversion.